Kickxella alabastrina is the source of this 1674-nucleotide messenger RNA. RefSeq lists its product as uncharacterized. Gene Ontology annotation, biological process: activation of protein kinase activity; regulation of mitotic spindle organization. The coding region runs from base 391 to 1674 and encodes 427 amino acids. NCBI's taxonomy places the organism in Eukaryota, Fungi, Kickxellomycota, Kickxellomycetes, Kickxellales, Kickxellaceae. Gene Ontology annotation, cellular component: microtubule; spindle. The transcript has 3 exons. The record is from RefSeq and is a predicted model, not a curated record.
CACAGUCCCAGCGUCACGAAUCGCAUUCUCUCCUUGGAUAAAGAGGAAAUCAAACAGGUACAGACAUCCAGAAUCCACGUGUGACGACCAUAUAUGCACAGAUCUCCGAGCCGCACUAUGUAACGAGCCGAGUUGCAGCAAAAAAUAAGGUAAACAAAAAAGGCCGAUCAGCGGUAAACACAAAAAAAUUUGCCAUUAUUUCUUAGGAAUUCACACGCCAUAAACGCUCGGAUACAAAAGCUGGCUCGAGUGUCGAGAGUAAACACUGAAAAAUAAACAUUUGCCCUUUUCUGCCUUUUGCUUCUUUUUCUUCUCGACCUUGUAUUUAUUUACUUUAAUCAAUUCUAUUUCAGCAAUUUAAAUCAUAUACAAUCAACAAAAAAAAAAGAAAUGACAAAGCCUCGGAAUUCAACAAGACGAAGCACAAACGGCAGCAAGCAUCGCGGCUCUGCCCUGGCAACUCCUAAGCGGAAUACCGCCACAUCUGCAGCAUGCACUCCAAAGGACAAGGGUGGCAACAGCGACAGCGGUGUUCGCGAUAUGUGGGACUUGGAUGCACCCAAAUUCUACGACUUUGGAAACUCAAAGACGCCCGGACCCAAGCCCGACAAGUGGUUUGAUUACGCCCACCCGACGCCGGCACUUAAGAACACGAGACUAUCGCGGCUCAGCUUCUCGUCUACUGAUAGCUAUGAGAGCUUGGUGCCAACUAGGCUCUCUCUGUCACCAUCGCGGGUGGUGAUGGGCGAGAACGGCAGACUGACACUUGACAGCGAGAUGGUUUCGAAAAUUUGCAAAGAGCAAACGCAGUCGCGAGAGACCGAAGAUGUGCCGCCUGAUGCCGCGCGCAAUGAAAAGGCCCUGGACAUUGAGAAGAAAGCUGCAAGAAUAUUGGCAAAGGCCCGGGCCAAUAACUCACAGCAGCUUGUUCGUGCGCAGCCGCCCAAGCGAACGGUGCCGCAGCCAUUCACCUUCCGCAGCGACGCUAUUGCCGAGCGCCAUUUGAUGAAGCUGCGCGAAGAGAUUGCUAUGCUGAAGGUCGAGGAGAAGGCAUUGCGCCAGUUCCGGGCGAUGCCAUUGCCGGACUUUCCAACUCCCAAGAAGCACAAGCGCGAGGUUCCUCAGGAGCCCAUGCACGCAUCGCCAUUCCAUCUGCAGACCAACUCGCGUGGCGAAGCAUACCAGAGCCAACUGAAGGCGCGUCUGGAGGAGCUGGAGGAGAAACAGCGUGAGCGUAGGGAGUUCAAGGCUCGGCCGAUUCCUCCCUCGAUCGACCAGCCAUUUGUUCCCCAGCCGUCGACCAUUCCUCUGACUGCCAUUGAGGAGAUUCUCUUGAGCACAGAGCUGCGCAGCGAGGAGAGACGCGCGUACGACGAUGAUCGCAUGGAGCGUGAGCGCAUCCGCGAGGAGGUACUUGCGCGCAAGCGGCUCGAGGAUGAGCGCCGGGAAGAAGAAGAGAUCAAGCGUCUGCGCAAGAUCCUGGUCCAUAAAGCACAGCCCAUUCGGCAUUACAAGCCGGUUGACAUCCAACCCUCUGAUCGCCCGCUGACUGUGCCCAAAACGCCCCAGUGGCAUAUUCGGACACGAGACCGGUCGACCACCACACCUACACCCAUUCCUGCUCCUGCUCCUACUCUUGAUCCGGCUACGCCCACACCCAUGCCCUUGAAUUGA